UCUAUCAAACUUUUCCUCCCUUUAUCUCUCUCAUCUCUUUUUGAUUACAGCAUUCAAUUCAAGGGUAAGAACAUGAGGCCCAAACAUUAAUAAACUGAUCCAUCAAGCCCAUUUCUGCGCGUUAUUGAAUCAGCACACACAGACACAGCGAUGGAGGUUCGAGACGACGGCGAUGCUCAAUCGCGCCAUCAGCAGGAGCAGCAAUCGCCGCCCACAGCCUCCUCCAAGCAACUCCACUCUUCUCCCAAUCAUAUCGAUACCAAUUCCGUUACCCAAAGGUUGCAAAAGGAGCUCAUGGCUCUAAUGAUGACAGGUGGAGAUCUGGGAGUAUCUGCCUUCCCCGAUGGGGAUAGCAUAUUUGCAUGGACUGGCACAAUUGAAGGUGGUAAAGGAACUAUGUAUGAUGGUCUGUCUUACAAACUUUCGCUGCGCUUUCCAGUAGAUUAUCCUUUCAAGCCUCCUCAAGUCAAGUUUGAGACGGCAUGCUUCCAUCCGAAUGUUGAUCAGUUUGGGAAUAUUUGUUUAGAUAUUCUUCAGGACAAGUGGUCUUCAGCAUACGAUUGCAGAACAAUUCUCUUGUCUAUACAAAGUCUACUAGGAGAACCAAAUACUGAGAGCCCUCUCAAUGCUUCUGCUGCUUUACUCUGGAAGAACCAGGAAGAGUACAGAAAAACAGUGCGUAAACAUUACAUGGCUACUGGAGAUUCAUUGGAAAACUGACUAAAAAUGCAGUAAUAAACUUCAUCAAGGAAGAUCAUAAGCUAUCACUGUGGAAAUAUUAGGCUUGGACAGUUAUUUCUUUCAUAGAAAUUUUUUUUAAAUCCUUUUUUUAGUAUAUCAAUGCUCAUCAAAUUGUAAUCAAACCAUGAUUUUAUUUGUGGCAUCUGUAUAAUGUAUGCUUGGAUUUUCAAAUUAGCUUCUGGCGGUUUAACUUUA
Messenger RNA from Salvia hispanica, 936 nucleotides. RefSeq lists its product as uncharacterized. The record is from RefSeq and is a predicted model, not a curated record. NCBI's taxonomy places the organism in Eukaryota, Viridiplantae, Streptophyta, Magnoliopsida, Lamiales, Lamiaceae.